GAGUGGAGACAGAGGACGCUAGGCAAACCGAGAUCGUGAACACAAGCGGAAAGAGUCCUGUCAUUUGGUCAAGGAACCAAACGUGUGUUUUGCCGUGACACGCGGAGUCAGACAGGAAUGUGAAAUAAGGUAAUCUGUACGGACGUUCCAAAGGUUCAAUUGCUUCCCUCCGUUGGACUGGAUGCCCUUUAUCUUUUUGCCCAGCAUCCGUCCUUCCUUGACACAGGAGUCCAGCGAGUUUUUGUAUGGCGUAACAAGGGAGGGGUUUCGCCGUCUAUGGUUACAGUGGGCUUCGUGCCGCCUCUGAAUGGAAUCGAGCUGUGUCCAGUCAGCAAUGGCUAUGGGUCUAUCAUCGAAAAAAGCAUCCUCUCGAAGCGUUGCCGUGGAGCGCAAAAAUCUCAUCACAGUUUGCAGGUUCUCUGUGAAGACGCUGCUGGAGAAGUACACGGCGGAGCCCAUCGACGACUCCUCCGAGGAGUUCAUCAAUUUCGCUGCCAUUCUGGAGCACAUCCUCAGCCACCGCUUCAAGGGGAGCUCUGCAGGUCCGGGCAGCUGGUUCAGCUACGAUGGACAGCGCAGUUUCUGGGACUUCAUCCGCCUGGCCUGCAGCAAGGUGCAGAACAACUGCAUCGGCAGCAUUGAGAACAUGGAGAACAUCAACACCUCACGGGCCAAGGGUCGAGCCUGGAUUCGAGUGGCCCUGAUGGAGAAGCGGCUGUCGGAGUACAUAGCCACAGCCCUCAGAGACACGCGGACAACUAGGAGGUGCUAUGAUGAUGGUGCCAUUAUGCUACGGGAAGAGGCCACUGUGCUGACAGGCAUGCUCAUCGGACUUGGUGCCAUAGACUUCAGUUUCUGUCUGAAGGGUGAGGUGUUGGAUGGAAAGUCUGUGGCAGUAAUCGACUACACGCCCUACCUGAAGUUCACUCAGAGCUACGACUACCUGAGCGAUGACGAGGAUCGGUGCAGCGUGGACAGCAGCACCAGCGACGACAGCGUCCCCGAGCACCCCUACAUCCCGCUGGUCACCGACGAGGAGAGCUGGAGCAACAAGUGCCGCAAGAUGGAGCAGAGGUUCAAGAUCGUCUAUGCCCAGAAGGGCUACCUGGAGGAGCUGGUGCGCCUGCGGGAGUCCCAGCUGAAGAACCUGGAGACGGAGAACAAGCGGCUGACCCUGCGGCUGGAGGAGCUGCGGCAGCAGAGCGAGCAGGAGAAGAAGGAGCUGGAGGGCAUCGUGCUGGAGCUGCAGGAGCAGCUGACGAACCUGAUCCCCUGCGAUUCUAACCACCUGGCUAAGGAUCUGUCCAUCCCGUUGGUCAACCAGUGGCCCUCGCUCCAGACCUUCAACAACCAGGAGGAUGUCAAGCUCUUCCGCAGGAGAAGCUUUCCUAGUGUGGAACAGCUCUCCACUGAGGUCAGUCUGGACUCUGAAUCCCACAAGGAAGGGAAGCAGAAUGGAGAAGCCUGGUGCACAACGGGAAAAGACUACACCCCCUCCAUGCUAGGCUUGUGUGGGUCUCUGGCCUCUCUACCCAGCUGCAAGUCCCUGGCCAGCCUCAAAUCCAGCGAGUGCCUGGUAAACAUCAGCACAGAGGCCAGCCCUGCCCUUUCUCCCAGCUAGGGGGCGCCAUCCCCCCAUCUUUGUACGAGGAGCCAGUGUGACGGCUCUGUGGUGCACGGCGCCCGCUCCUGACCGCAGUGUGGGCCUCUGUGCCUUCCUUGGCCUUGACCCUGCUAACCAACACCCACAACCAUCUCUACUCCAUCCCCCCUCCUCCCCCAAACAACCCCCCCCCCCCCCACAGACUAUUUUGUUGCACUGCAAGUAAGGUGGAAGACAACCCCCACAGAGAAGAGAAUGAAGGAUGCAGCGUGUCUUUCCCUGAGGAUUAUGUUUGUGUCAUUGUACGAUGAGUCGACAACAGCUGGGUCGUCCACAGCUUCAGUCCUCCUUCAGCCCCGCCCCACUACUUCCCUCAGACUCUGUUGGAUCUCUAGAAUAUAUCUGUUGGAAUUUUUCCAUGUAUAGAAUGUCAUUGGCGCUAUCAUACCAUUUCAUUCCAGAACUACAGAACUCACAAAAAAUGUAUUUCUGCCCUUCUCUCCACUUAUUUCGGUGUCCAGUUCUAUACCUGAUAUAUCUAUCUAUUUAUGUCUGUCUCUGUCUUCUCAGUCUAUCUAUAAUAUCUCUCUAUCUGUCCAUGGUAGGUAAAACAAAAAAAAAAAAAAGAGCCGGGACUGACAACUAUCAGGAUUUUCCUCUUAAAAACUGAAAGAGCAGGCUACUUUUGGCCUCUGACUCUCCGCCUGGGUUAGUGUCUUCGGUGUAUUUGAGUAGUAGCUAACAAAAUGGCUGCCAGAUGUGUGACCUGUGUGAUCUGUGAAUGCAUAUGAUUGUUGCGAUGUGUGUUGAUUUUUUCAAGCAUGGAACCUCUCUGCCCAUUAUUAAAGAUAAAAUUCCCAUAGGAAGUGGGGUUGGCAUUCAUUGCCCUGACUAAAAUGUCUGUAUGGAUGAACAUGUGGAUGUAUGUGUGCAAUUACUGAAAUUUUUCUGCUUUAUUUUUCACGAUUAUUGUUAAUGGUUUAAUUUAUAAAAUUGUUCACUGGUCUGCAUUUUGGUUUGUUUGUUUUUAAUUACAUAUAUUUUAAUGGCUAUGCUGGCUGUCACCUUACAUUGCAAUAAAACUGCCUUUUUGUCAUGUCCUUA
Molecule: messenger RNA, 2707 nt
Organism: Anguilla rostrata (American eel)
Lineage: Eukaryota; Metazoa; Chordata; Actinopteri; Anguilliformes; Anguillidae
Product: RUN domain-containing protein 3A-like
Exons: 11
Coding region: 308-1621 (437 amino acids)
Source: RefSeq, a predicted model, not a curated record